Miniopterus natalensis is the source of this 4206-nucleotide messenger RNA. RefSeq names its product SFI1 centrin binding protein (gene SFI1). Gene Ontology annotation, molecular function: phosphatase binding. NCBI's taxonomy places the organism in Eukaryota, Metazoa, Chordata, Mammalia, Chiroptera, Miniopteridae. The record is from RefSeq and is a predicted model, not a curated record.
GCGGAGACUUCCCUGAGGCGCGAGCCCGGAGGACUUGACUUCCUCAGGCAUGAGGCCCGGUCCGACGGUCCCCAGCCUCCUUGUGGCUCAGCCUCUCGGGCCGGAGCCCAGGGGCGAGUGCACGCAUGUCCCUCGGAGCUGGGCCCGGUGACUCCUGUGGCAGCCUCCGCUUCCUCCUCUGCCUCCUCUAGAAGUUCAGUUAGAAGAGAAGAUAAAAGGCUUUGAUUCAUGAAGAAUCUGCUCAUUAAGAAGUGUAUAUCAAGCCACUGGUCGAAUUUCCGUCGAAAACAGAGUAAGCUGAGAAUGGAGAGGAAGGUUGACUCCAGGUCUCUUAGAGAUGGUGUAGUUAAGAAACUUUAUUCUCCAAAGAUACUGUCCAACAAGAAGUCUUCUGCCUUGUCUGGGAUCCGGAGUGCGAUACCUCGUUCCAGUCCCCCAGUGCAGCAUCAUGCUCGGACUCAAAGGGGUCGAUUAAGAGAAUUGCGCAUCAGAUGUGUGGCCAGGAAGUUCUUGUAUUUGUGGAUUCGAAAAACCUUUGGAAGAGUAUUUCCCUUUAAAGCCAGGUUUUACUAUAAGCAAAGGAUACUACGGAAGGUCUUUGAAGAAUGGAAAGAAGAGUGGUGGGUUUUCCAUCGAGAGUGGAAACUCUGUGUUCGAGCUGACUGUUACUACAGAUAUUACUUGUACAACCUGAUGUUUCAGACCUGGAAGGCCUACGUGCAUCAGCAGCAGGACAUGAGGAACAAGUGCAUGAGGGCUGAGGAUUAUGAUGCAAAGCAAAAGAUGCGACAGGCCUGGAAGUCCUGGUUGGUCUACGUGGUUUUUCGAAGGACCAAACUUCAGAUGCAGACCACCGCCCUGGAGUUUAGGCAGCGGAGUAUUUUGCGGAUGUGGUGGAGCGAGUGGAGGCGGCAACUGGGACAGGUCCGUGUGGGACAUGCUCUCUAUGCCUCAGCUGUGAAGCACAGGGCCCUGAGCCUCCAGCUGCAGGCUUGGUCACGGUGGCUGGAACGGCUCCUGCAUGUACAGAGGGAGAGACAGAAGGUGGUCUCCGCAGUGAAACACCACCAGCACUGGCAAAAGUGGAGAUCCCUGAAGGCCUGGCUUGAAUACCUGCAGGUCCAGAGGGUAAAGCGACAGCAGAAUGAGAUGGCUGAGCAAUUCCACCGAGUCACUGUGCUUCAGACACACUUCUGUGACUGGCGGUGGGCCUGGCAGCAGAGGGAGAGCUUGCGUGCUCACCGCGCACGGGUGGAGGUGCUGGCCAGAAGGAUGGUGCUGCGGAGGGCCUUUACUCACUGGAAACACUAUGUGUUGCUGUGUGCAGAAGAAGCUGCCCAGUGGAAGGUGGCAGAAGAGCACUGUAGGCACAGCUUGCUGUACUUUUGCUUUAGAGCCCUAAAAGACAAUGUGACCCAUGCCCACCUCCAACGGAUAAGAAGGAAUCUUGCUCACCAGCAGCGUGACAUCAUGCUCCUGCGUAGGUUCUGGAACCUCUGGCAGUCUCGGAUUGAACAGAGGGAGGAGAGAGGGCACCUCCCUGUAUUGCGAGCUGCCUGGGACCACUACAGAAUAACAUUGCUUUGCAAAUGUAUCAAGCUGUGGUUACUGCACAUGCGGAAGAGGCGAUAUAAGCAGCUGUUACAGGCCAGAGCAGAUGGUCACUUCCAGCAGAGAGCCCUGCCCGCGGCCUUCCAGGCUUGGAGAAGACUCUGGCGAUGGCACCAGCAAGAAAGUGUCCUUAACGCAAGAGCAGCACGCUUUCACAGGGAGACGUUAGAGAAACAAGUAUUUGCUAUUUGGUGGCAGAAAAUGUUUCAGCAUCAAGAAAACCGCUUGGCAGAGAGAAUGGCCAUCCUUCAUGCAGAGCGGCAGCUUCUGCGGAGGUCUUGGUCCACGUGGCACCAGCAGGCGGCAGCACAUCGCCAGGAGCAGCAGUGGCAAGCAGUGGCCUGUGCCCACCACCGCCAGGGGAGUCUCAGGAAGGCUUUCUCCAUUUGGAGGGAGAGUGCCCGAGGGCUCAGAUCAGAGAAGAUGGGCGGGGUGCUGGCUGCAGAGUUCCAUUCAGCACGGCUCCUGCAUUGGGCCUGGAACAGGUGGAGGGAGUGCCUGGCCCUGCAGCGUGCGGAGCGACAGAAGCUGACGCAAGCAGACCUGCAUCGCCGGCACACCUUGCUGCACAGGGCGCUGCGGGCCUGGGGGAUUUACCAGAGCCAAGUGCGGAGCGUCCUACAAGAGGUGGCGGCCAGGGAGAGCCAGCACCAGAGGCAGCUGCUGCGGGAUGUGUUACAUUGCUGGAGGGAGAACACGGUGGCCUGCAUGGAUGAAGCAAAGAAAACCUCUCAAGCGAGUGCUCACUACAGAAGGAACCUGUGUUUCAAGGUCUUGGUCCAGUGGCGGCAGGCAGCAUCAGUGCAGAUAUACUACCGGCAGCAGGAGGACUGUGCCAUCAGGGAGGCCCGGAAGGUGCUGCAGAGAGGCUGUCUCAGGACCUGGUUUCAGCACUGGCGGGAACGUGGCCGGAGGGCAGCCCAGCAGAGAGCCCAGCUGGAGCGGGCGGUGCAGCAUUACGAUCAGCAGCUACUGCUUCAGGGCCUGGCCCAGUGGAAGGUCCACCAUCUGGGCUGCGUCAGGAAGAGGCUCCUGCAGAGGCAGGGCACCCAACUUCUGGCCCAGACACUCAGCCGGUCCUGCUUCCACCGGUGGAGACAACAGCUGGCGAACAGGAGGCAGGAGCAGCAGGACACAGCCCGGGCCCUGUGGUUCUGGGCCUUCUCACUGCAGGCAAAGGUGUGGGCUGCAUGGCAGAGCUUUGCGCUGGAGAGGAGGAGGAAGAAGGCACGGCUGGAGCGGGCAGUGCAGGUCUACCACCAGCAGCUCCUCCAGGAGGGCAUCACGUGCCUCUUGCGGUUUGCAGCUGGCAUGAAGGCUCUCCGGCAGCAGCUGCAUGCCCAGCAGCAGGCGCAGGCGGCCCACAGUCUCCACCGGGCAGUCCAUCGCUGUGCCAUGCUCUGGAAACAGAAGGUGCUGGGCCUAGGCAGGGAGUCUCAGCCUCCCACAUCCACCGUGCCUAGCAGGAGAGUGACAUUUAAGGGUCCCCUUCCCAACUGCAUUGCUGCUGGUGCUGGGGAUGCCGCCCUGGAGACCAAAAGGCCAGCUCCUCGUGGACCACAGGGAGCUCUGAGCAGCCUGGCCCUGGAUGCUGGGGAUCCCCAACUCCUGGAGCUCAAUGCCAUCCGCUCCGCAAGGAAGCAGCCGCGACGCCCAAACUUCUUGCUGGAGCCCUUGCAGAGCCAGAGGCCCCUGGGGUGUGGCACCUUCGGGGGGCAGGGGCCUGAGAUGCUGAGGGAGCAAGGCCUAGGCAUGUCCCAGCCAGCAGGCCCUUCCCUGACGAGGCCCUUCCUGGAAAAGGCCCACACUGGACUGGUUCCAAGCAGCUCCCUGCCCCAGCCUGGGGCCCUGCCGAGUGCCUCUGGCCUGAAGCUGUCCCCCAUGGCGAGUACAGGCCCGAAGCUGCUGCCCCCUUCCUCCUCCAUGCCCUGCGGGGUGGAUGCACCCACUAGGGCAUCCGCAUGGCUGACCUCCCCUAGCCUUAUGCCCCAGGUCCCUGACCCCCACCUGCUCCUUCCUGGGGACCUCACAGGCACCUGGCUUGGGCCUGGCUCUGAAACUGCAGGUGUGUACCUGAGGUCUAUCAGCACAUCAAGUACUUGGGCCACUCCCAGCGCCUGGGCCCCCUCCAUUCAGCCUGGACCCAGCCAGGAGAAUAGUCAAGAUCAAGCUUAUACUCCUGUUGCCACGGGCCACACCAGCCUGGAGGCUGAGCUUGAGGGCAUCCAGCGGCAAUUACAGGACUACCAGAGCAUGAAGCAGAACCUCUGGUCCUACCAGCGGCAAGCAAGCAGCCUGCGCCGGUGGCUGGAGCUAAGCAGGGAGGAGCCCAGGCCUGAGGACCAGGAAACGGAGCAGCAGGUGCAGGAAGAGCUGCAGGAGGUGGAACUACAGAUCCAGCAGCUGGCUGCAGAGCUCCAGGCCCAGCGCCAGCCCGUCAACGCCUGCAUUGCGCGCGUCCAGGCCCUGCGGCGGGCUCUGUGCUAAAGCCAUCACCCCAGGGAGGCCUUGGCCCAGCUUCAGGAACAAAAUAUAAAGCUAAAAUGAUUUUUUUUUUUUAUUUCAAAAUGUGGCAAUUACAUGAAUUACUGUUCA